AACGACUGUGUGCGACACUGCUGUGCUGUGCGGCGGUCGGUGAACUUUGCUGUGACCGCAGACGGUGCUGGCCUGGCGUGCAGCUUUUCUCGGUGCUGCGGUGCUGUGCGCCGUGACCGUGCGGUCAGGGUGGAGGGGUCGGAGGAGGACAUGAAGACCCACGUGGACUGCACGUGCUACUUUCGCUUCGACCAUCUGGACUCGGCCGAAGACAGCGCCAGGAGCGAGGGCAUCAUGUCGGCGCCGCCUUUGUCCCCAGAUGUCGUCAUCAGUGUGGACAGCGCGGUCAACAUGAAAGGUAAAGGGAGAGUUGGAAUGAAGGACUUUGAACUGCUUAGGGUGCUUGGAACAGGAGCAUAUGGCAAGGUGUUCCUGGUGCGCAAAGUUGGUGGCAUUGAUGCUGGUAAGCUGUAUGCUUUGAAGCAGUUGAAGAAAGCAAGCAUCGUUCCCAAGACCAAAACCACAGAGCAUACCAUCACAGAACGACAAGUGCUUGAGGCGAUCAGGGACUCACCAUUUCUGGUCACACUGCAUUAUGCCUUCCAGACUGAUGCCAAGUUGAACUUGAUUCUUGAUUAUGUCAAUGGAGGAGAAAUGUUUACUCAUCUGUAUCAGCGUGAGCACUUCAAGGAGAGUGAGGUCAGGAUCUAUGUGGGUGAAAUCGUGCUAGCCCUAGAAACACUGCAUAAUCUGGGUAUUAUAUACCGGGACAUCAAGUUGGAGAAUAUUCUUUUGGAUUCUUCUGGUCAUAUCGUGCUGACAGACUUUGGCCUUAGUAAAGAGUUUCUCACUUCUGAAGAAAAUCAAAGGACAUACUCAUUCUGUGGAACCAUUGAGUACAUGGCACCUGAGGUGGUCAAAGGUAGUUCAGGCCAUGACUAUGCUGUUGACUGGUGGUCAUUGGGGGUAUUAACUUAUGAACUGCUUACUGGUGCCUCUCCUUUUACUGUGGAUGGAGAAAAAAAUUCACAGUCAGAAGUAUCAAAACGCAUCCUGAACAACAACCCACCAUAUCCUGAAACAUUUUCACCAGAGGUGAAGGACUUCAUUAAGUCCCUGCUGAUAAAGGACCCACGCAAAAGGCUUGGUGCUCGGGGAGUGUUUGAGGUGAAAAAGCAUCGUUUCUUCAGGGGACUUAACUGGGAUGACCUGGCACAAAAAAAGAUUCCAGCACCUUUUGUCCCCCAGAUUCGCAGUGAAUUAGAUGUUAGUAACUUUUCAGAGGAGUUCACCAACAUGACUCCGACAGAAUCACCUGCCAUUGUGCCUGAUAUGGGGAAUAAGCUUUUUAAGGGUUAUUCCUAUGUUGCACCAUCCAUAAUAUUCUCUGAGAACACCAUCAGCAGCAACCUACUGGCAGCCACCAAAGAGCAUCAACCAGACGAGUCUUUGCUACAGUGUACCACUCACUUCAAGAACUCGGCUUUCUUCCAACACUAUGAUAUUGAUCUUAAAGGCCCCGCUCUGGGAGAUGGCACUUAUUCUAUAUGCAGGAAGUGUAGACAUAAGAAAACUAAUCUCCAGUAUGCUGUGAAGAUUGUCAGCCACCGACGCACAAGCUGUCAUCGUGAAGUACAGCUGCUUAGACAGUGUCAAGGUCAUCCAAAUAUUGUCACACUCAUUGAUGUCUAUACUGAUGAGCUUCAUUGUUAUAUCGUCAUGGAGCUACUCAAGGGGGGAGAACUAUUGAGUCGAAUUAAGAAGAAGAAGUUCUUCACAGAAACAGAAGCAAGUGAGAUCAUGGGCAAGUUGGUCAAGGCAGUGGAAUUCAUGCACAGCCGUGGGGUGGUGCAUCGAGAUCUUAAACCAGAGAACCUGAUCUUUGAAGACAUGUCCGAUAGAGCAGAGCUAAAGGUUGUGGACUUUGGUUUUGCCACUGUCAACCCAGAAAACCAGACACUGAUGACCCCAUGUUUCACAUUGCCUUACUCUGCUCCUGAAGUUCUGCGACAGAUGACUAACCGGGAGACAGGAUAUGACGAGUCUUGUGAUCUCUGGAGUAUGGGUGUCAUACUGUACACAAUGCUGUCUGGCCGAGCACCAUUCCAAGACCACAACAAAGAAGAAUCAGCAGAAACUAUAAUGCAACGCAUUCGUGGUGGGGAGUUUGACAUGUCAGGGCCUGAGUGGAGUUCAGUGUCAGAGGCUGCCAAAGAUCUCAUUCAAGGUUUGCUGACAGUUGAACCAUCAAGAAGGUUACAGAUGAAAGAUGUUCAAAGGCACAGGUGGUUGCAUGCCAGUCAAGGGGGACAAGCAGGUCAUACCCCUUUGCGAACACCAGGUGUGCUAUCCUCCUGCAGUACAGUCAGCUACCAACUGUCAGCCACAUUAGAUGCAUUUCAUCAGGCCACUCGGGAAGGAUUGCGUCUACAAGAUGUGUCAGCAGCUCCUCUGGCUAAGCGAAGAAAACUGAAGAAGAACUCCUUUGACAACAGGAGCUCCUCCACAGAUUCCAACAACUCCACCUCCACAAAUUCGUCCAGCGGUGUUACACAGUCACCUGUGCGCCAGUCCCCAGUGCGAACCUUUUCCAAUGCCUCCAGUACCUCCCAAGGCUCCACAGGCUUUGUCCCCAGCAGAGCCUCACCCCACUGCCAGCGAGGGGGUGACCUUAGGGUGUCCCCACUUGUGCAAACAGAAUCUGUGGAGCCUGUCGUCAUUGAAGACCUUGUUGGUGUCGAGGACCAGCUGGAGGCAAGGAUUUCUCCUAUCUCAGUGUUGGCAGAGGAUUCAAGUUUAGACAUCAUCAGAGUGCCAUCUGGAAGCUGUGAGGACUUGCCAGGUGUCACCAUGGGCAUAAAAAGAAAAGCAGACACUAGUUGUGAAGAUGAUGAUGAAUUGUCUGAUGAUGAUUGUGUCAUCAUUGCUUCACCAUCAGCUUUCACUCCGACAGACAGAGCCAACAAUAACCGGUCAAGAGUCAAGGUGCCAAAAUGGACAGGGACCAUUGUUAUAGAUGACUGAUCAAGUCAGUAAUAGUGAUAUUUUGUUUUUGUUUGUGGUGUUAGCUCUUCGGCAUCAGCUGUUUGGCUUGGUGCACAGCUUCAUUGUGGGGUGGGGUGGGAGUGGAUCCUAACUGGCUUUUUAAAUAAUAGCCAUCGUCUGCCUCAUCUUUUGUAGCCAAGUGUUUGCAGAAACUGAACUACUUGCUUUUGUUAGCAAUUUUGGAUUGCUAAAAGAGGCAUCAAAGUUUUGCUUAGAUUGCAGAUCAUCUCCUUUGUUCUUAUACAUACUUGAGUGGCAGCUUUCUUGGAUACUGUUAGGGCAAAGAGUGUGUGAUAUCCUUCCAAAUGGAGCAGAUUGUGUAAUAUCAUCUUGACUUUCUUCUUUCACAUUUUUCUUAUGGUCAAGUGACAUGAUGCACCAACUAAUAAACUAAAUGGCAAAACAAACAAUAGGACCUAGUACUGAAAAUAGUCUACUUUCCUUUCAAAAAAAAGUGUGGCAAAUACAGUGAAGGCAAAUUAUUGGGAUAUGUUUAUCAGCUGUGCUUAUGAUGAGCUUUAUUACGAUCAGUAAAUUAUCCUUCACCUUUCUUGCCAAGACUGAACUGUCACAAGGCAUAGUUACUUCUGAUUCAUUUUAUUAAUUUUUUAUUUGUUUUUGCAGACUACAUGCUUCAGUCAUUCAGUUUCAAAACUUACACAUACACACUUUCUAAUAGUUGGCCAAGAUAACAGCUUUUAUUGAUUUUGGCCUGAAUUCGUGUCGCUGUAAUUUAUUUGUUAACGUCAAGCAGUGUGGGUCUUUCGCACUUGCAAAGCAGCCACUGCACAGCAUGCAGUAGUGUUGGUCAUUCCAUUCAGUGGUGUAGAUAUGAAAGGUUCUGUCACCUUCCCCCUCUCACCCUUUCUUCAGACAUCAGAUCCCACUUGUUCCAAGAUCCCCUGGAUGCCUCAAGUAUCAUAGACCAAUAAGAUAUAACACAGAGUUAACAAGGAGUGUGUUACUUUUGUGGCCUCUUUACCUGAGGUUCUUGAAAUCACAGACCUCAGGUUAAAGAGAAAAAGAGGUGUUGGUGUGCAUACCGUCUUAUUCAUCGCUGUAUGGAAGAUACGAAGUAUGCAUUCUCCCUGACAUUCUUAUCCCUAAAAUUGCGUCAUUGUGUGGGAGCAGAACCAAACAAGAUUUUAUUGGUGCUGAUGGUCUGGGAAUAAACUUUCCUUGUAAUUUUAUCAUUCCAUUGCAGGGAUGAUUGUCACUUUCCAGUGUCAAGCUAUUAGCAGCUAGCUGCAAGAGUCGAUAAUAUUGUAGCUGUUGUAAUAUUUGAGAAGUGUACUAAUUUAUCCACUUUGUGAUACAAACUGUUUCUAGCUAUAAAAGUCAUAUUAAGACUUUGGCAGGCUGAUGAGUACUUUUUACUUCUACAUUCAAAACUUUACAACUUUCAGCAGUUCCCUGAAAGAAAUACCACCCAACUGACUUGUGCUAUUCAAAUUCCAAACUAAUCAGAAGAAAACUUGUAUUUAUUUCUUUUUGGCACAAGAAAUAAUCAUUUGGUCAUGCCAAGAUGUUGAUGUGCUCAAAUCAUGUACAGUCAUAGCGUCUCUCUUUUUUAAAAGCAAGUAAGCUGUGACUUCACAUGCUGGUGUCUUCUUUGGUGACACCUAAAUAAUUGCUGAGAGCAAAACCACAGCUAGGUUUCUAGCCUAUGAACAUAUCUUUGAGUAUUAAUGGUCUGCUUGCUCCCCUGACCACAAACUGCAAAAGCAGUAAUAAAUGAUGAGUUUUUCAAAGCUGUCUCCAAUUCACUAUGAAGUGUUUUACUGAUUUAUUAAUCCUUGAGUGAAACAUUUCUAUAAUUAAGACUACCAAUUAAGCCAGCUAUUUCAUGGAGUAGUCAGGUGACACCAGAAAUGAACCAAAGCUAUUUUUAUUAAAUUAUCGAGUCCCCUCCCCACAAUUUUUUUCUCUGUAUCAGCAGUUUGUGAUUGGUAUGUCUUGUAGCAGCCAGUUUAUUUCCAUGAAUCCCUGUGCAGUCUUGUUAAGUUUUCAUCUGUUUCAUGUGCUGUCUGAACAUUCCAUCCCAUGUUGUUGUUCCCUUGGGUGACAUUUUGUUAAAAGUUUGGCUAUUUUUUAAAACUGCUUCUCAAAAAGGUGUUCUAGUUUUCACAUCUUAUAAGUUUAUAUCCUUACCAUCCUUUGUGUAGUUUCUUUGUAAAGUUAGAAGAGUUUCUCUGGCUUUGCGCCUCUUUUCUUCUUUUGUUUGAAUAUUCUGUUUCAAGACCACAAGUAAACUUUAGUAGACACAGAGAUUAAAAAUAGCUAAAGCUGUGAUAUUCUUACCUUUUGAUGCUCAUCUUUGCUUUGUAAUACCACAGAUUACAUGCUUUAGAAAGAUGUCUUUCUCCCCCAGAACUCAGUUUCUGAGAUAAAUUAUGGUAGACUAGUAAUUUGGCAUAUUGGUAAACUGGAACAACAUGCAAAUCUCAUUUAGAAAGGUUUUCUCAGAUAUCUUUCUUCGUCACCUCAAAAUCGCCCUGUUGCCAUAAGUAUUUAAAUGAGCUAAAUUGUGGCUUAAAUGAAAUGUGUGAAAGUGACAACUCUUGCAACUCCAAAUUAGGAUUCUAAUUCCCCUUAUUUUCAUUCUCUCUCAUUGCUAUUGCCAUCUACUUAGGCUUCAAUGAUGGAUCAUGAGAUUUAUGUCCAGAGGACUCCCUUGUGGAUUAGUGCUGUGCAAGUUAAGCUGUCUAGAAAAAAGAUCUACCAGAUUGCCUGUGGCAGUGUUUGUGUUCCAUCAGUUUUAAAUCUGUCAGAAUUUACUGCAGAUGACCAGUGACUGGGCCGUUGAAAUGUUUUCUUUUCAGAAGAGAAUUUGUAGAUCAUGACACAUACUAAAGCUGCUAUAAUUUACUGCCAAUAUGAAAUUGUAUAAUUCUAUUUAUGAAAGUCUGCCUAAAUCGUACUAAUACUUGUACAGCUAUAUUUAUUACCUGACAAGAAUAUUGCUUAGAAAUACUUAACUCUACAAGCUUUCCUGUUUUGCAUAACCUUUUCAUACCUAUUUUUUCUAGAAUCAUUGUUUUCUUUACAUUGUGCAAAUGAAGCCACUGAAUUAUUUUCUGUGAUCUCAGUCAGAGUACUAACAAACUAAAGCUACACUGAGCACUGACUUUUCACAACUUGGAACCCUAUAAUAGCAAAACAUUUCAUUUCAGCUGGCUGCAGAAUAUUAGAACAAGUUAAAACUGACAACAGUGCAGAUCAUUGUACAUUAUUAAGUACAGUCACAAGUUGUACUCUGUUAUUGAUGAUAAAAUUUAGAUCGAUGUUGUACUGUUUUCAAAGAUAUUCUGUGCAUUUUCUGUAAAUUUUUUUUUUUUUUUUGGUCUGGGUUUUGUUUAUAACUUUAUUCGGUGGAAAAAAUUUUGUUGUGUGCAGAUGGUGUUAAUUGCACAGAUUUGUUUCAGAAUUACAAGAAAUUUUGUUGUCCAUUGAAAUGCAGUCAGCAGCAUUGUUAGGGGAAAAAGCUAAACUUGUUGAAGUCAGUGCCCUUGAACUUGAUCUGUGAUUGUCUUUUUGUGAUGCUGUGAUCCUGUCUAAAGCAGUGUCUUUCACCCUUGAACAAGAAUGUGGUCAUGCCUUCGUCUUUUGGCAGCAGUGGUGUUCCUGGCUUUUUCUUCCAGUCCUCUUUUGGGGUGACACAAUUGAACAUCUUGACAUCUAUCCCGAAUCACUGUUCAAAUUGUACAGAGGAUUGUCACCAUUGCUAAGUAUCAUAAACUCUUGGUGCAACAUGUAAACUUGGCCAACUAGGAAAGCAAUUUUACUUUCUCUUUCUCUGGUCUGUUAAGAACUAAGUCUUACAGAUUUUUACUGGUGGAGUUUUCAGUGUGGUUUUAUUCCUUCAGUAACUACAGCACUCUUUGCCACUUAAAAAUGUGAACUUUGUGGCUUCCCUUCAAAAACAAAAAAUCUAAAGUUAUAUUUUGUCGAAGGAAAUUGCUACUUUUAAAACUGGUAUUUUUCUGGAAUUUUGUGUACUUUGUGGAUGAUGGCAGUCAUUGUGGCCAAGUAAGCUGUGCUGAAUGAGGCUCAAUGUGUUGCAAAGUUUAUUCACAGAGAAAGGUGUGCAUAGCCUCCAACAAUCUGCAGGUAAAGAGUAGGUGCUUUCAAAUGGUGAUCUGAUAAUGUGUAAACCAAAGUCAUACUAAGAUUUGUGGAUUUCAGAGGUUGCCAGACAAUUUUGAAGAGGAGAGAAAACUUUCUUGGAGGAGAAUGUGUAGGUGGAUUAGAUGAUAGAACUACUUGAUUACAUAGGCCUGCUUAUUUAGUUAGCUUGUAGUGUUGUGCCUAACCCUAACCCUUAGUUUUUCAAAUAAAGCUGCUGUCCAUUUGGGAAUAGAGAAAUCUGACGUGCUGACAAGGGCAUAUCUGGAUUAAUCCUUACAAGGGCCACCCCUCCCCUUCAAAACAUGCAAACAAAACUACACUUUACAGGUGUUUUCCUCAUAAUUGUUGUUUUGCUGAUCACUCAUAUUGUGACCAAGGUACUAGUCGUGAUUGAAUGGCAAGUCUACAUCAGAUUAAACCUUAGUCAUUAGUACAUCUUCCUGUCUUGCUUGUACUCUGUUCUGAUAGCUGCAUCAUAAGUGUUACGAAAGAAUAUUUAGCAUUCAUUCUCUCCCUAUCCUCAUUAAAGGAACAAGUUAUACGGAUUGAUUGAACAGUGAAUAUGCUGUUUUUGCCUUGAAGUGUUUGGGGUUUUUUCUGCUUCCGAGUGGGCAUUCUAGUCAAAAAUAUCUAGAUUGUUCUGUUUAUUAGUGCUUGUCACAACUCCUAGCAUUCCCUUUGUACAAGUGUACUUUAUAAUAUGCAGGACUGGCAUCUGCCAGCUCUUUCUACUGUGUUAUCAAAGACCUUGUGAUGCUCUCCUGCUCUGGGUGACUGUGCUGAGCUGUUUUGUGGAAGAUGAGGCCGGGAGAUUGUUAACUUUUGUUGCUAGUGGUGCUGUGAAGAGCAAGGUGAUUGAUAUCUUCAAACCAGGGCAGAGACAGAGAGGGUCAGGAGGGAAGUUCCUUCCUGGAGUAUCAACUCUGGAGAAACCUGUAAGAUACCACAACAGUGCCACUAUUUUGACCCCAGGCUGUCGUGAUUGUGGCUUGCUCAUGGUGAUUUGAUAUUUCCACUUUUCACAGUCAGCCUUGUUGUCUUUGCUCGUUUAUUGUUAACUGGCCAGUGUCAAAUUAUCUCAAAUUGUCAUCGACGUAGCAGACUUUCCAGACUGGAAAUGGAGGUGGGUGAUGUCACAGCCAAACAGGUGAUAUUUAUCACUAUGGUUAUGUUUAGUUUUGAUGCUAUUAUGUUCUUUCUACAGCUGGAGUGACACAAAGCUCUAGCUGGUUGUAUUACAGGGAUUACGGUGUAAAAUUUAUUUUGAGAUCUUGGUCACAGUCGAAACUAAUGAAAUACUUUGCAGCUUCUUGAUCUGUAGUGGAAGGGUCAUGCAAUAACUUUUGUGAAGGUUGAGUUUGUUUUUUUAAAAAAAAUUUGGAGAAGAGGGGGGUUAAGAUUUUGAAAAUUUUUUUUUUUUAGUGUUUCGGUUUUCAUCACAAUAAAACAUUCAAGUUACUUCAUGACUAAAAUGGUUGUCAUAAGGAAUUUUAAAUUUUAACUGGUUUCAUGUUGUAGUGAUUCUACUAUUAAAAGUGAAAUGAUUGUAUGUGCUAUAUCUAUAUAAAUGCAGAUGUGCUUCAUACUGUUACACAAUUUUAAGCCUGAUCCGUGACAAAAAAUAUAAAAUUUUUAGCUCACCUUUUUAAAAAUGAUUGUAUAUAUCAGGAAAUGUUAAAAUGCCUACUGGUCAAAUAAAGAAACUUCACUAAUUUUA
Molecule: messenger RNA, 8830 nt
Organism: Pomacea canaliculata
Lineage: Eukaryota; Metazoa; Mollusca; Gastropoda; Architaenioglossa; Ampullariidae
Product: ribosomal protein S6 kinase alpha-5-like
Biological process (GO): regulation of DNA-templated transcription; protein phosphorylation
Molecular function (GO): protein serine/threonine kinase activity; ATP binding
Source: RefSeq, a predicted model, not a curated record